CAAUAAAUUCACGAAAUGACGUCACUAUCAGUCUUGUUUACCACUAAACAUCAUGGCGAACAUUAGAGUGCCAGAGUCGCUGAAAGCAGUUCAACCUUAUAUUAGAGCGUCUAUGGAACACCGUCAGAGAGAUAUUGUCGUUUCCUAUUGGUGUUAUUUUUAUGCUUGUCAGUCAGCAUUGAAAAUUGAUAAAAGUUCAGAAGAGAGUGUUGCAUUCUUAACAGCAGCUUUGGAUUGGUUGGAAAAGAUAAAAAAAGAGAAGUCUGAUAAUGAAGCUAUACAUAAUGAAGUUGUUGCCCAAGCACACAUGGAAAAUUAUGCUCUAAAGCUUUUUUUAUGGGCAGAUAAUGAAGAUAGAUCUUCAAGAUUUAAUAAAAAUGUUGUGAAAGCAUUCUAUACUGCUGGGCUUUUGUUUGACGUUCUUGCAGUAUUUGGUGAAUUGACUGAUGAGGUUACACACAAUAGGAAAUAUGCCAAAUGGAAAGCUACAUAUAUUCACAACUGUUUGAAAAAUGGAGAAACUCCUAUACCUGGUCCUGCUAAUCAAGACUCUGAUGAAUUCUCAGAAGGUACACAAGAACAAUCCUGGAACAAUCCAUCCGCAAGUGAAUGGAAUCAGCCAACUAAUUAUGUCUCUCCUCCUGCUUUACCUACUCCUAAUUCCGGUGUUCCUAAUUCUCUACUCACUCCAGCACCAGGAGUACAUGCACCUCCGUCUACACCUAGUGGUUCAACUCUGCCAUCUCCAUCAGGAGGAAGUAGUUAUACACAAGCUAAAACUCCUAAUGGCAUAGUGCUUUGUCCUGAAGAUUUUCACAAAGCUCAGAAGUACUGCAAAUGGGCUGGCAGUGCCUUACAGUAUGAAGAUGUAUCAACAGCAAUAGAUAAUUUACAAAAGGCCUUAUUACUCCUGACCACGGGAAAAGACGAAUAAUUUGAACAUCCAAAUCAAGUCAAUUCGAAAAUAAUCAUCUGUCACAGCCGCUUUUGUAAAUAGUAUUCAGCGCUUUCAAUUUAUGUCAACGUAAAAUUAUCUCGGUUUCGAAUGUUUAAAUGUUGUUUAAAAAUACUGUGAUAAAGAGAUUUUGCCCCGUCAAAUUUUAUUUUCAGCCGCUCUGUUUAGAAGAGAGAGUGCAGUCAUGUUUUUAAUCUCUUGAGAUUGUUUAAUGCAAAUAAAAUUUAUCUGAAAAGCA
Molecule: messenger RNA, 1193 nt
Organism: Centruroides sculpturatus (bark scorpion)
Lineage: Eukaryota; Metazoa; Arthropoda; Arachnida; Scorpiones; Buthidae
Product: vacuolar protein sorting-associated protein VTA1 homolog
Exons: 7
Coding region: 53-934 (293 amino acids)
Biological process (GO): late endosome to vacuole transport via multivesicular body sorting pathway
Cellular component (GO): multivesicular body
Source: RefSeq, a predicted model, not a curated record